AGUCGCCAAGCUCAGUUCUAGUUCAAGAUCAAGACAUGUCUCAGCAAGGAAAGGUUGCUUUGGUCACAGGUGGAGCCAGCGGCAUCGGGAAGUCUUUUGUCCAACAUCUACUUGCAGAAGGCGCACUGGUCUCCAUUUGCGACUUAAACAAAACUAUAGGAGAGAAAGCAGUGGAAGAACUUUCUAGAACAUAUCCCGAAAAAGUUAUCUUUUUGCAAUGUGACGUUACCAAGGAAGAUAAUUUUGAAGAAUGUUUCAAACACACUGCCAGUCGUUUUGGAGGUUUGGAUAUUGUGAUAAAUAAUGCUGGCAUUGCUGAUGAAUGGAGGAAACCGUUUCAAUUGACUGUUGACAUUAAUUUAAAUGCAGUGAUAACUGGAACCAGAUUGGGAUUUAAAUAUAUGAGCAAGGAAAAUGGAGGACAUGGAGGUGUAAUUGUCAAUAUCGCUUCUAUUACAUCUUUUGAACCAUUUCCUUCUCUUCCGGUAUAUUCAGCUACGAAAGCAGCUGUUAAUCAAUUUUCCAGAUCUUAUGGUCACGAUGUCUUCUACCAAAAAUCAGGGGUCAAAGUCAUUUCUAUAAACCCUGGAAUGACUAAAACUCCUCUGACAGAAAAUGCAGUGGAUUAUUAUCAAGGUCUUUCUGACCUACUUGAAAAUUUUAUACAGCAUUUCGGCGAGUAUCCUGCACAAAGUGCUGAUAACAUGGGGAAAGGACUGAUUCAAGUAUUGCAGAAAGCUGAAAAUGGCUCAUUAUGGACAAUUGAAAACGAUGAACCAGCUGCGUUAGCAGACACGUCUAAACCAGCUAAGAAACUGGUUUAAAUAUUAUAAAAAGUCCAAUUUUUUUCUUUUAAUUCAAGGAUGUUUUAUAACUUUUAUAUUGAAAUAAAUAAAAGCGAUGUACACAACUCAUAAUUUUAUACUUGUUGUUUAGUCCUAUUAUUAUCUUUAAAAUAAUAUGUGUGCUAUGUUUUAUAAUCAGAUAUUCAAAUUACAGUAUUUAAUUUUGUUUUUGACAAAUAAAGGAGACAAAUUUUCCGUCUGUGGAUCUGAAUAGUUUUAAGAUACUAGUUAUCAUACAUUUCAAACCUUGUUGCCUUAAUAGUGAACGUUAUAAUGAAAGGGAAAAAUUCAA
This is a messenger RNA of Nezara viridula (southern green stink bug), 1137 nucleotides long. The record is from the annotation of a GenBank genome assembly. NCBI's taxonomy places the organism in Eukaryota, Metazoa, Arthropoda, Insecta, Hemiptera, Pentatomidae.